Messenger RNA from Ceraceosorus guamensis, 2391 nucleotides. RefSeq lists its product as hypothetical. Lineage: Eukaryota; Fungi; Basidiomycota; Exobasidiomycetes; Ceraceosorales; Ceraceosoraceae. The record is from RefSeq and is a predicted model, not a curated record. The transcript is spliced from 5 exons. The coding region runs from base 121 to 2136 and encodes 671 amino acids.
CUCUCCAUCGUCAUCGUCACACCCCAGCGAGGGGUCGGCGCCCGGCGUCGCCGGCGCCGAAACGCUGCUCAGGGUGAGCGCACACUCGUCACUGACUUCCCUUCCCUCACCAGUGCCGUCAUGAGCUCAGGCCGUCGUCACCUGUUUGGACAACAUGAUCAACGUCACGCGGACCAUGAAGGGCUGUCGAUCACUUCGCCCUUGCCGCGCGCCCACAACGAAUCAUCGCCCUCGACUGUAUCGCUGACGACUGCACCUCCCCCUCAAACCGUUCAAUCGACUGGAUCAGACACGUUCACAAAAUCAGAAUCUGGAUCAUCGUCGCACACACGCCGAGAGGUGUCUCCCAUGGGAUCUAUUGGUCGCCUGCGCCACAUCUACUCCCUCCAUUCUCUUUCGUCGCGAACCUCUACGGACGACACGCCUACCAGCGUACCCUUCCCUCCACCGCCCGGGCAAGAGCAUCGCCGUUCAACGACACAAGCGAAUCGCAUCAAGACCUCGCACGUGCGAUCCACGGGCGAAGCAACGCCGCUACCAGCACCAAACUAUUCCAGCUCAUGGCAAGACUGCUGUGCCACGCCUUUCGAAAGUUUUCGCACCUACUUUGAUCACGCCAGCAACACCGAGCGCGACCCUCAUCCAUCUGCCCCCUUGUCAUCGAAAGACGCACCAGACGACGGGUACUUGCAUCAGCUCCACGCAUACUCGUUCGACGCAUCUCAGUCUGCACCGUUCAGCCCGUCUGUGGAGUCGACAGCAUCUCCUUCCAUCGAUGGGGACGCCACUACUGAGGAAUCUACCACUGCAUGGCGCGCACCAGCUCGCAUUCGUGUCAUCACGCCGGCUGGAACGGUUCAGGAGACUAGUCCUCGAGCCGGAAGACCUUUGGCAUCAUUCGUUCACCAUGCAAGCCUCGAUGCCUUAGCUCACGCGGGCCAUCAAGCUCCUCUCGUGUCGCCACGUCAGCGCCAACAGUAUGACGUGACAUCCAAUUUCGACAGUCGCGGCAAUCCGACGCAAGAUGAUCCGGCUUCUCCCUGCCGACCCGGCACGCCUUUGCCUCCAGAGCUCUUCGAACGACGUCCGACUGGCACUGCUGGCCGUCUCCAACCACUGGAGCGUCCGGAACCUGGCAAGCUCGUGUCAUACUACCGUGUCGAGCCCCACCCAAGCAUUCCUGGUGACGAGGUGAUGAUGUGGCACGGUUCGGAUCUUUCACCAUACACCUCGUCGACGGGUGCUCCACCAUCAAGCGCGACGGAGCUUGCGCCUACUAUCGGGGUGGAUGAACUUGUCGACCUCUUGAGCAAUUCUCGCCGACCAGCCGCCCCGAUUCAGACCGAUGCGGCAUCCACUUCAUCGGACGAGACUUGCUGGAGCCAGGAGAGUCAUCCAGAUAACCAUCUCCCUCCCUAUCAUUCUGCGAACUCCUCGGAUGAUUUGACAACUCAACGUGGUGGACCCGCUCUCAAUAUAUCUGUCCCUGCCUCCAGUCAUGUGGUGCGCCGCACAGUCAGCUCCGAGCAACUGGAUGAGCCGCAGCCCAAUGUCCCAUCUCUAUCGCACCAAGCAAGCGCCGAGUGGAAUCUGUUUGAUGAAGAAACGCCGAACACGGCGCCGCCGAGCGAGCGCUUCCCAGCGCCCAGCGAGCGCUUUCCUUGGUCGGCCGUGCCCGCCAUCUUCGCAAAGUUACCGUCGCCACCGCCUCCACAAGAUCCGAACAACCUGAUCAUGAAGCCUCGAACGCAGGAACCUCGCUUUCCUGAGGAUUUAUACACCCCACGUUGGGUACGAGCUGGGCGCAAAAGCGUCGUCAAAGCUGAUUCUGGAACGAAAGAAGGUUGGUGUGGGCUUUGCACCCUCGAAGGCGAGCAAGGCGACCCCGCUGAAAAUGGAGGCAGCUGGCACAAUCUCCGAAACAGUAGCUGGCGAUACCAUAUGCUUAGAGUGCAUGGCAUUGGGGCGCGCUCAGGCUGUCCGGUACGCGAGCCUGUCGAGUUACACAGUGUGCCCCAACUAGAGAAGAAGAUGCGAGGAAGAUGCUACUAUUGCAGCCAGUGGAUCGUUUUCGACGCCACUUUUCCACCUACCAACUGGUAUGUGCACGCAGUGCAAUUCAGACCAAUCGGAUGACCGCGCCUUCGACGUCGACGACAGCGUUGCGCUCGUCGAGGAGGAGCAGCAGCCGCUCGAUGCGGCCACGAAGAAGCUGAAACGCAACACGCAGGCUACGUCGUCGCCGGUCUCGAAGACCAGAAGGCUCAAGUCGAUUUUCUUGCGACGUACCUCAACGAGCGCUGAAAGUACCGCAAGCUCUUCAACUCCAGCGCGUACCCCUCCAAGCGCGACGCCUCCCCCGAGCACUUGGCCAGCAGCUGUGCCUAGCAA